Closterium sp. NIES-67 is the source of this 1753-nucleotide messenger RNA. Lineage: Eukaryota; Viridiplantae; Streptophyta; Zygnematophyceae; Desmidiales; Closteriaceae. The record is from the annotation of a GenBank genome assembly.
AGCAUGGGGGGAAUAGAGAGCAGACUCGUGGUGCUGCGUGGGGUAUGCACGUGAUGCACCCUGCACGCCAUGGUUCCGCUGCUGCUGCUGCUGCUGCUGCUGCUGCACCCUCUGCUCUCCCUGCUGCACCUUGUGUGCUGCUGAACCUGGCGCCAGGCAUGGGCGACCUACUCCCUCGUGCAGGUGCCUCGUACUGGCACCCCCUGCUGCCCCGUGCCAUUGACUCCAUAGAGCUCUCGUCCAAGGGCUGCGCAGCAGCGGGCUUGGAGUCGACACAGCCAUGUGCCGCUGCCGCUGCUGCUGCCCAGUGCAUGGCGCUGUGCUCUGCGCUCUCGUCCCACCUCCUCGCUGCUGCUGCCUCGUCUGCUUCCACCGACCCGCUCUGGCACCUGGUGCUCAAAGUGGCUCUACUUUCACCCUCCCCCUCGCUCUCUCCUCUCCUUCCCGCCGCCCCUCUCACUGCCCUGCUCUACCACCCGCACUCACUGCCUCCGCCAUCGGCUGUAUCCUCUCCCCGCGUGGCCUCUCCCCACCAUCACCAACAGCAGCAGCAGCACAACAAGGAUCUGAGCCUGGUGCACUGUGCAGCGACGGGUGGUGCCAUAAGUGACAUGGACGUGGGGGUGUGGCCAGGGCAAAAGGCUAGUGAAGGGGCAAGGGUGGGGGAGAGCACACACGGGAAGGCGAGCAUGGAAGGAGGGCAAAGGGCAGAGGGGAAGGCAGAGGGGAAGGCAGAGGGGAAGGUAGUGGACGGCAGUGCACACGAGUCAACAGCACCUGCAGCCCUGGAGGAUGGAGCGUGGAUGUCUUCCAGAGUGGCGCUUUUGCAGCCCCGAUCUCUCGCAGAUGUGCUCGAUGCUGUGGACGCACUACCCACAUUCACAUUGGAGCAACACUCCCAAGCACCCACUGCUGCCGCUGCUCCCUCUGCUGCGCUGAGAGCGCGCAUUCGAUCAGUGGCAGCAGCAGUGGCGGGGCAGCCGUGUGUGCGUGUGGCAGUGCUCAUGCUCCACCUGCCGCCUGUGUGCCUUCCGCAGCCUGCCUGCCUCACUGCACAGUCUAACACACAGCUUCUUACACAAGAGUCUAUCACACAGCCUGUAACAGAGUCUGCAGCACAGCCUGCUCUCAUGGUACCCGGGCUGUGGGUGCCAGACAUGCUGGCGCUGGUGGGGGGCAGCUGUGUUGUGCCGCAGGAGACAGGGGAGAGCGCAUGUGCAGUCCCAUGGCAGGAUGUGCUGGACAGUGCUCCUGAUGCGCUGCUGCUGCUCAUGCCUCACAACUACCCUCCGACCGGCAAGGUGAACCUGUUUGCCAGUCUACCUGGUCUAGAGACCCUGCCAGCAGCCAGCAAGGGAAUGCUGUUUGCGUGCCACCAUGCGCUCUUCACAUCCCCCGGCCCUUCUCUCGUGGAUGGGCUUGAGCUGCUGGCGCAUGUGCUGCACCCCACACGUGUGCUGUACCACGGCUCGUCCGCACUGCAUCGGCUCCAUGCUUCUCAGUAACUGUUGACUAUUGACACACGACUCCACUGACACACGGGGACAAUGCCCGCUCGACACGUGCUUACCAGAGCAGGAAUUCAACUAACCUCCGACAGGCGAGGGCAGGGAUGGGAUGGGAGCUUGACCUUGAAUGACUCUGGUUGGUUUUGGUUCCGAUGCUUGUUUAGCCAGCCAAGUGCAAAUUAUGUAUCCAAAGGGUGCCAUAAGUUCAAAUGAGUUCGGACGUGGAUUAAAAUCUUGAGCUAGGG